Molecule: messenger RNA, 1893 nt
Organism: Helicoverpa armigera (cotton bollworm)
Lineage: Eukaryota; Metazoa; Arthropoda; Insecta; Lepidoptera; Noctuidae
Gene: elm
Product: calcineurin B homologous protein 1
Exons: 4
Coding region: 247-816 (189 amino acids)
Biological process (GO): positive regulation of sodium:proton antiporter activity
Cellular component (GO): plasma membrane
Molecular function (GO): calcium ion binding
Source: RefSeq, a predicted model, not a curated record
UAUAUUUUCCUUGUUCAAUCUUGAGUUUGUUUAUAUUGAACUUUGUUCGCAGUGCGUUUAAUCGUGUUUUGUUCAUAAUUCUAAUUAUGUUAAUACAGUUUUAGUCUUUCCUAUCGGAAUUUUUAUUUCCAUAAUCUCGUAACAGCUGUUUUGUGCUUACUAGACUUUGAAUUGUGCAAUCAAAGUUCUUUGAGUCUUAUCAGAGGUAAAAGGUCCUUUCGUGGUCGUGUCGUAAGUGUGUCCAAUAUGGGUAACAAAUCGUCCCUUUUGUUACGCGAAGAAGAAAUCGCUCAAAUUCAAGAGGAAACUGGAUUUACACCAAACCAAAUCGAGAGGCUGUACUCCCGUUUCACCUCGCUAGACAAGAAUGACUGCGGCACUCUCUCCAGGGAAGACUUCUUGAGGAUCCCGGAGCUGGCCAUCAACCCACUGAGCGAGCGUAUCGUCCACUCGUUCUUUGCUGAGAGUCAUGAUGAUAGGGUUAACUUCCUGCAAUUCAUGAGGGUACUUGCCCACUUCAGGCCUAUCAGGAAGAAUAGGGAGAACAAACUUAAUAGCCGGGAUGAGAAGCUGAGGUUUGCAUUUUCAAUGUAUGACUUGGACAAUGACGGCAAGAUCUCAAGAGAUGAGCUGCUAGCUAUUCUGCACAUGAUGGUUGGAGCUAACAUAAGUGAAGAGCAACUAACGAGUAUUGCUGAACGCACAAUCCUGGAAGCUGACACCAACAACGACCAGAUGAUAUGCUUCGAGGAGUUCUGCCACGCGCUGGAGAGGACAGAUGUGGAGCAGAAGAUGUCCAUCCGGUUCCUCAACUGACCUCCGCACUCCUGAACCGAGUAUAUUAAGUACAUACUGAUGUUUCUGCUCGCUAUUAUCCUGUAUGGGCUGUUUAAUAAGAAAGCUUAAUGCGAGAGUUUGAUUGUUCGUUCGGUAUUCAGUAUAACAGAUUUAGAUGAAUUUAAUAUGAAAUUAGAAAACAUCCUGGUACUGUAUAUCACAUUAUCUAAAGUUUUUAUAGCGAGUGACACCACGGGCGACAACUAGUGAAGCUAUUAACAAUGCUUAGAUAUCUUAAUAUGUAUAUGAGUGAUUUAGAUUAAGCGUUUUGCUGUUCUAGUUUAGUUUGUUAAGAUGUUUAAUGCAGCAAACAGGUGGGUUGUUUUAUUUAUUAUUAUUGAUUUUCAUGUGAUAUGCAUUAGUUUGUAACAUCACAAACGAUAUUAUCUUAUUUAUUGUCAAAGAUUCUAUGUUUUUCACAGCCAGUCACCAUUUCGUUGACAACAUGGCUAAGAUGCUAACAAAUGCCAAUUAUUUAAUUAGAAAUUUUCAGAAAUUCCAGAAUUAUUGGUGUUGAACCUUCUUAAUAUUAUGUUCGUCUUUUUUUCUUUAUAUCCUGUGAUGUGCAAUAACUUGUGACAGGACAGGGAUGAUUGUAAAGAUAAUAAACUAUUGGAAAAUAUUGUAGGGUUUCGAUGAUGAAAUAUCUAUGUUUGCAUAAAGAUAUAUUCAAUCGGACAUCUCCAUUUUGAGUAGACUCCCUUUUUGAACUAGCUAGAGGAAACUAGAAGUUUCAUAGCGAAGAUAGCAACUACGUAAAGUCGAGAAAAGUAAAAUGGACAAAUAAAAUGUUUAAAAACUUAGCUAGUAUUGAUUGGGCACAUACUAAAGAAUAUUUUUAAUACUUACAUAAAUUGGUAUUGUUUGGAAAAUAGUUUUAGCAAGAGGAAGGGAGGUUACAAAAGUAAUUUUUAUUAAAGUGUUUAACGUUGUAUCUAGUGAAAGUAGAUAGAACUGUUUGCACUAUAGUGUUUCGCAUUUAUAUCGACGAAUAGACUUGUUGACAGCAUAUAGCAGCAUUUACUUCCGAUAGAGGAACCACGAUACUUAAGUACA